UUGACCUCCGGCUGUGCACGCUGGAAGAUGGAAACCCAGUGAAACAACGUGGAUAGUGAAAUAUUAAGCUAAUAUUUAAUAAACUGAGGUUUGGCAGAGCGGUACAAGCCCAUGUUUUGUUCCGACUGGAUUCAGUGACUUGAUUCCUGAACGCGGCUAAACGAUGGGGAAGCCACAGAAGAAGAGGAGCCUUGCUGACAAGGUUCGCAAAACCAAGACUUCCACCGAGAUCAAAAACAACCCAUUUGAAGUGAAGAUCAACAGAAAGAAAUUUGAUAUUCUCGGCAGAAAAACUAAACAUGAUGUGGGUCUGCCGGGUGUAUCUCGAUCCAAAGCCAUCACUAAGAGAAAAGAGACCCUCCUGAAGGAAUACAAACAGAAGAACAAGUCCAACAAAUUGAUUGACAGACGUUUCGGAGAGUACGACACCAAGAUGGCACCAGAAGACAAAAUCCUACAGAGGUUCGCUAUGGAGAGACAGCGUACCCAUGAAAAGAAGGAUAUGUACAACCUGAACGAGGAAGAAGAGCUGACUCAUUACGGCCAGUCGUUGGCAGAAAUCGAGAAAUUCAACGACGCUGUGAAUAGUGACGAUGAAUCAGAAGAGAAAGGCCUUUUAUCAGCUGAGCUGACUGCCUCCCACUUUGGAGGAGGAGGAGGCUUGCUCAGGAAGAAAACAUCAGGAGACCAGCAGGAGGAGGAAGGAAGCCAGAGGGCCAAGUCCAGGCAGGAGCUCAUUGAAGAGCUCAUCCAGAAGUCCAAGCAGGAGAAGAGGGAACGACAGGUGCAGAAAGAGGAGGCACAGGAGCUGACGGAGAAGCUGGAUCAGGAGUGGAAAAGCAUCCAGGCCCUGAUGGUGAAAAAGACGCCCAAAGCCGAACGUGUCGACACGCCAGAAGAGAAACCCAAACUGGAAGAAUAUGACAUGAUGGUCAGAGAGCUCGGCUUUGAGAUGAAGGCUCAGCCCUCAGAGAAAAUGAAAACCCCAGAGGAGCUCGCCAGGGAGGAGAGGGAGAAGCUGCAGAAACUAGAGGCUGACCGUCUGAGGAGGAUGAUGGGAGAUGAAGUCGGGGACAGUACACAGAGUCAGAUCCACAUUUCUGCAGAUGACCUCAAUGACGGCUUCAUCCUGGACAAGGACGACAAGAAGACGUUGUCUUAUCAGGAUGGAAAAUGGAACAUUGGGGAGGAGCUGGAGGAAGAUAAGGAUGAAGAAGAAGGAGAGAGUGGCGAGGAAGAGGAAUCGGAUGCAGAGGAGGACGGUGAAGAUGGAGAGGAAGAUGAUCAAGAAGAGGAAGAAGAGGAGGAAGAAGGGGGCAACAGUGAAGAAGAAGAAGAAGAUGGCCACUCAGACCUGGACUCUGAGCAGGAAAGCGAGAAUGAAGAGGGAGAACAGGAGGAUGAAGAGAUCAGUGCCCAACCGAAGAAGAGUCUCACCAAAGAGGAGAUGAAGGCCCAGCAGGAGGCAGCCAAAGCAGAGCUCCCAUACACAUUUGCUGCCCCAGAGAGCUUCAGCGACCUGAAAGAUUUGCUCCACGGUCACACCCCUGACAACCAGCGCCUCAUUGUGGCCAGGACUCAGAAGUGCAACCACCCCAGUCUGGCUGUAGGCAAUAAGCUCAAACUGCAGAAACUGUUUGGUUUUCUGUUGGAGUACGUUGGAGAACUGGCCACCAGGAGUCCACCUGAGCUCACCACCGUAGAUAAGCUCAUACCUGAGUUGUACGGUCUGUGCCAGAUGUUUCCACAAGCAGCCUGUCAGGCCAUGCAGAGCGUCCUCGCAGAUGCUGGUCACAGCAUGGAGGAAGUGGUCGAGGUCAAAGGUCAUGCCGGUUUCCCCACGCUAGACAUGCUUGUCUACUUGAAGGUGACGGCCCUGCUGUUUCCUACCUCAGACUUCAGACACCCAGUUACAACUCCAGCGCUGCUUUACAUCAGCCAGAUUCUCACCAAGUGUCCAGUGAAAUCAUUACAGGACCUAACAUCAGGUUUGGUUCUGUGCUGUCUGGCGGUGGAGUACGUCUCUUUUUCGAAGCGCUUCCUGCCUGAGCUCAUCAACUUCCUGUCUGGGACGCUUCACCUGGCAGUGCAGGACAAAAGUUCUCUAGGUUACACGGUGGUGCCACCUUUCAGGUCAUCGGGGAAAUACAGUGAUCUGCUCGUGUUGUCGACCUCAGAGUCCUGCAAGAGCUGGAGCAAGAAAAGCCUGCCGCUGUCCGCUACACAACACCUGGAGCUCAACAGUGAUCUCGACAGAGACAACCACAGGUUGAUGUGUUUGUCUACCUGCCUGGACCUGGUGAAGAGAUGCUGCCUGCUCUACAAAGACCUCACAUCCUUUAAGCACAUCUUCCAGCCAAUUAAGACGCUUCUUUCCAAACAUCUUUCCGCCCAAACGUUACCAGAGCCUUUGCAGGAGCUUCACAGCCAGAUCCUGGAGAGCAUCAGCGGCGCUCCUCUGACUUGCAUUCCGCUAGUUUUUGAAAAGAAGAAGCCUAUUCCUCUGAAGCUGUUCACACCAAAGAUUGUUGAAGUGUUGGACUACGGAAAGAAGCGCGGCAGCUCCAGAGAGGAGAAAGAAAGGGAGCGACUGAAGCACAAGUACAAGAAGGAGUUCAAGGGCGCUCUGAGGGAGAUCAGGAAGGACUCGCGCUUCUUGGCCAGCGAGAAGCUCAACGAGGUCAUGAACAGGGAUGCGGAGAGAAAGAGAAAAGUGAAAGAGCUCUUUGGCAGCUUGGCCACUCAGGAGGGAGAGUGGAAAGCCCUGAAGAGAAAGAAGAGGAAGUGAAAUAUCGAUUGAUCGCCACCAGUUCUCUCCAUCGCCUCUGCUUUUACAUACGGACUUCUCCAUUUGAGCUGUUGGUGUACACGGAUCAAAUUAACUCUUUGUACUAGUUUUUUUUUUAUUAUCAUUAUCCUUCAGCGUCCUCGUUAAACACACAUUUUAUACUGUUUGAGAAUUCGCUGUCGUGAUUCACCGUCAAAUGUGGCCGACGUAGGCGUCUGACGUGACAAUUGGAUCCUGUUGUUGGAGGUGUCAGUCAGCGGAGCGGUGACUAUUUUGAUGACAUUCUCCUUUCAUGAUAAUGUGUGAAAAUACAAGAAAGAAUAAAUACCAUUAUCUUUGCUGUGUCACAUGUCCUGUCACCGAUGCAUCCAUUCCCCACUAAACCAACCAGGAUUUAAUGUUUAACAAAGUCACAGUUCAAUGCUUUUGAUAGAACUACAAA
Stegastes partitus (bicolor damselfish) is the source of this 3230-nucleotide messenger RNA. RefSeq names its product NOP14 nucleolar protein homolog (yeast) (gene nop14). Gene Ontology annotation, cellular component: Noc4p-Nop14p complex; small-subunit processome; nucleolus. The record is from RefSeq and is a predicted model, not a curated record. The transcript has 19 exons. Gene Ontology annotation, biological process: maturation of SSU-rRNA. Bases 164 to 2788 code for a protein of 874 amino acids. Lineage: Eukaryota; Metazoa; Chordata; Actinopteri; Pomacentridae.